AUGUGGCAUCAUCGAAUUGCAAAGCGUUCUACCAGCAAUUGUCGAAUUAUGAUCCCGUUGUCAGGGAACCAGACGGCGUUGUCAGAAGACCAGCACGAGGCUCUUGUCGACCCUGAAACUUUGGAGACUGUGCGCAAACUUAUCGAGGUUAUCCGCGAGAUGGAGAGCUGGACAGAGCCAUUUCGGAUAAGUUUGCGGCCUAGAGAGGAAAAACUCCUAGGCGCCCUGAAGGGCAAGGCAAAACGAGAGGCUCAAGUAGAGCUAUUUGGGAAAUUGAUCCAACACUUACAUCACCUUGUGCCCAUAGAAACUACAUCUCGAACUGCAACUGUUAACCAAGUUGACAGCUCUUGA
Messenger RNA from Trichoderma harzianum CBS 226.95, 354 nucleotides. RefSeq lists its product as hypothetical. The record is from RefSeq and is a predicted model, not a curated record. Lineage: Eukaryota; Fungi; Ascomycota; Sordariomycetes; Hypocreales; Hypocreaceae. The transcript has 2 exons. The coding region runs from base 1 to 354 and encodes 117 amino acids.